Messenger RNA from Macadamia integrifolia, 4117 nucleotides. RefSeq names its product 110 kDa U5 small nuclear ribonucleoprotein component CLO. Gene Ontology annotation, molecular function: GTPase activity; translation elongation factor activity; GTP binding. NCBI's taxonomy places the organism in Eukaryota, Viridiplantae, Streptophyta, Magnoliopsida, Proteales, Proteaceae. The record is from RefSeq and is a predicted model, not a curated record. Bases 476 to 3442 code for a protein of 988 amino acids. The transcript is spliced from 10 exons. Gene Ontology annotation, cellular component: U2-type catalytic step 2 spliceosome; cytosol; U4/U6 x U5 tri-snRNP complex. Gene Ontology annotation, biological process: mRNA splicing, via spliceosome.
AAAUAAAAGUUAAAAGUGCUCCAAAAAAAAUCCGAUAUUUCCCCACAAAACCUAACAUCACACAACCACCGAGGGCGCCGCUGCUUGUGACCUCUGCUGUUACCUAAAGAGAGGGAGCUACUGGACGACGAACUCGACGUCGCUGCUUGUGAAAACCUGCUGGGCGACAAGAAGAAGGCGACGCUUCUCACUCCAGGAAGCCGCUCUUGCCCUCUGAAAUCAGACUUCGUUGCUGGAGCUACCUGUGAACACCCUCGUUGCAGAAGAUCUUCGUUGCUGGAGCUACCUGUGAAAACCUUCGUCGCUGGAACUACCUCUGAAAUCGCUGCUUCUCCUUGGCGAUCUCUUUUCGGUACUCCCAUUCUACCCCUGAAGCACUCUGAAAUCGCUGCUUGGCGAUCGCUGGACGACGACGAGAAGAAGGUGACGUUCAACAGUCGACCCUGAUCUUCCCUUCAGGUAGAUUGUAAUCAACAUGGAUGACAGCUUAUAUGAUGAGUUUGGGAACUAUAUUGGACCAGAUAUAGAAUCUGAUAGAGACUCUGAUGUUGGUGAGGAAGAUGAGGACCUACCUGACAAAGCUGAUGAGGAAGCACCAACCUCAGAUGAUGAGAACACAGCUGCUGCUUCAGCUGGAUGGAUACAAUCUACUAAUGAUGUUGACAUGGAUAACCAGGUUGUGCUUGCUGAAGACAAGAAGUAUUACCCUACAGCAGAAGAGGUAUUUGGUGACGAUGUUGAGGCCCUUGUGAUGGAUGAAGAUGAGCAGCCCCUUGAACAACCAAUUAUAAAGCCUGUCAAGAAUAUUAAAUUUGAGUUGGGUGUGAAGGAUUCUUCUACCUAUGUAGAUACAAAAUUCCUUCUGGGUCUUAUGUCAAACCCCUUGCUGGUUAGGAAUGUUGCCCUUGUCGGGCACCUCCAGCAUGGUAAAACAGUUUUCAUGGACAUGCUGAUCGAGCAAACCCAUCACAUCGCAACAUUUGAUCCAAAUAGCGAGAAGCACAUGAGAUACACUGACACGAGGAUAGAUGAGCAAGAGAGGAGGAUCUCAAUCAAGGCAGUGCCCAUGUCUCUUGUGCUUGAGGAUAGCAAUGCAAAAUCCUACUUAUGUAAUAUUAUGGACACUCCUGGCCAUGUCAAUUUCUCUGAUGAAAUGACUGCUGCUCUUAGACUUGCUGAUGGUGCUGUAUUGAUUGUAGAUGCUGCUGAAGGAGUAAUGGUAAACACAGAGAGGGCCAUACGCCAUGCAAUUCAAGAACGACUUCCAAUUGUAGUUGUGAUCAAUAAGGUUGACAGGUUGAUUACAGAAUUAAAAUUGCCCCCAAAGGAUGCUUACCAUAAGAUAAGGCAUACAAUAGAAGUCAUCAACAACCACAUAUCUGCCGUCUCUUCUACUGCAGGAGGUGUACAAACCAUUGAUCCAGCUGCCGGGAAUGUUUGCUUUGCAAGUUCAAGUGCUGGUUGGUCCUUCACUUUGCAAUCAUUUGCUAAACUUUAUUCUAAGCUUCAUGGGAUCCCAUUCGAUGCUUCUAAAUUUGCUAGCCGCCUUUGGGGAGACAUGUACUAUCAUCCUGAUGCUAGGGUUUUCAGGAGGAAGCCCCCUGCUAGUGGGGGGGAAAGAUCAUUUGUGCAGUUUAUCCUGGAGCCACUCUAUAAAAUCUAUAGCCAAGUAAUUGGAGAACAUAAGAAGAGUGUGGAGUCAACUCUUGCUGAACUUGGUGUCACACUUAGUAAUGCAGCCUACCAGUUGAAUGUUAGACCCUUGCUAAGGUUGGCUUGUAGCUCAGUUUUUGGAACUGCAACAGGGUUUACAGAUAUGCUAGUUAAUCACAUCCCAUCAGCCAAGGAUGCUGCUGCUAAGAAGGUGGAACAUAUAUAUACAGGACCCAAAGACUCGUCGGUUUACGAGGCCAUGGAAAACUGUGAACCUUAUGGUCCUCUUAUGAUCAAUGUCACAAAACUUUAUCCUAAGUCUGAUUGCAGUGUAUUUGAUGCUUUUGGUAGAGUCUACAGUGGUGAGAUACAGACUGGACAGACUGUACGUGUAUUAGGUGAAGGUUACUCACCAGAUGAUGAAGAGGACAUGACUAUAAAAGAAGUAACAAAGUUAUGGGUUUAUCAAUCUCGUUACAGGAUACCCAUAAGCAAGGCUCCUCCUGGAUCUUGGGUUCUCAUUGAAGGUGUGGAUGCUUCAAUUAUGAAGACUGCUACACUUUGCAAUGUGGACUAUGAUGAGGAUGUGUACAUAUUCCGGCCUCUAAAGUUCAAUACUCUCCCUGUUGUCAAGACGGCAACUGAACCUUUGAAUCCAAGUGAGUUACCCAAGAUGGUGGAAGGUCUUAGGAAGAUCAGUAAGAGUUAUCCUUUGGCAAUUACGAAGGUUGAGGAGUCUGGUGAACAUACCAUUUUGGGUACUGGAGAGUUAUAUUUGGACUCUAUAAUGAAGGACCUUAGGGAGCUAUAUUCUGAAGUAGAAGUUAAGGUUGCAGAUCCUGUUGUUUCGUUCUGUGAGACAGUGGUGGAGUCUUCAUCAAUGAAAUGUUUUGCUGAAACACCAAACAAAAAGAACAAAAUAACCAUGAUUGCAGAGCCCCUGGAAAAGGGACUUGCAGAGGAUAUUGAAAAUGGUGUUGUAAGCAUUGAUUGGCCUAAAAAGAAACUUGGUGAUUUCUUCCAAACAAAAUAUGAUUGGGAUCUGCUAGCAGCACGGUCUAUUUGGGCAUUUGGGCCUGAUAAGCAGGGACCUAACAUUUUAUUAGAUGAUACUCUUCCAAGUGAAGUUGACAAAAAUUUGCUAAAUGCCGUCAAGGAUUCCAUUGUUCAAGGGUUCCAGUGGGGUGCUCGAGAAGGGCCACUUUGCGAUGAGCCCAUUAGAAAUGUAAAAUUCAAGAUUGUUGAUGCAAGGAUUGCUCCUGAGCCUUUGCAUCGGGGCACUGGUCAGAUCAUUCCAACUGCUCGACGGGUGGCUUAUUCAGCAUUCCUCAUGGCAACUCCAAGGCUCAUGGAACCUGUAUACUAUGUAGAGAUCCAAACCCCAAUAGACUGUGUAUCUGCAAUCUACACAGUGUUAUCUCGUAGGCGUGGACAUGUUACGGCUGACGUUCCUCAACCAGGAACUCCUGCUUACAUCGUCAAGGCAUUUUUACCGGUGAUAGAAUCAUUUGGGUUUGAGACAGACUUGAGGUACCAUACUCAAGGACAAGCAUUUUCCCUCUCUGCAUUUGACCAUUGGGCUAUAGUUCCUGGGGAUCCCCUUGACAAAAGCAUAGUCCUGCGGCCCCUUGAACCUGCACCAAUUCAGCACCUUGCACGAGAAUUCAUGGUGAAGACAAGACGUCGGAAGGGAAUGAGUGAAGAUGUUAGCAUAAAUAAGUUUUUUGAUGAAGCUAUGGUGGUGGAGCUGGCUCAGCAGGCAGCUGAGCUUCAUCAGCAGAUGAUAUGAAUAGCAAGUUAGGAUGGAGACGGAUGAAGCUAUGGUGUUUGAUCUGGCUCUGCAUGCAGAUGAGCUUUGUCAAGGAUUAGUUGUAGGGGCUCAGGGGAUGAUCUGUUUCAUUGUAUGUUUCAAGUGACGGUAAUUGCCGAAUGCCUUUUUGUUUUCAACUGAAAACUUGGCUCUGCAGGAUCCACCCACUCAUUAAACCUACCAUAUUGUUUUUGUUUCUCCUAGGUUUUUUGAGUCUGAGAUUGGAUACUGUUAAGAUUGGCAUGUUCAUAGUGGAAACUCCAUACAGCAGCAUCAUACUUUGAAGUCAUGUGCUUGCAUGUUCGUAGUGGAAACUCCACUUAUAAGAUUGGCAUGUUCGUAAAAGAUGCAACAUACAGCAGCAUAUGGAGUUAGCCAUGUACAAUCUUAACAGCAAUAUGGAGUUAACAAUGAUUAGACAUAUUCUCUCUGCGGAUUAGGCAUAUUCUCUCUGGAAGCCGACUGGUUAGGUCCCUUUAGCUGAAUAAUCUCUGGGAUUCUCUCUAGAAUGACACAUUGUUUGGAUUAGCCAUGUACAAUCAUAACUGUUUCAACAGUUGUAGCAGGUUAGGUUUGCUUUCCGUUACUUCAGUCAACGAUAGUGAUAAACUGUGAUUUGUUUUGAUAUGGAGUUUAUGGACAGAUUCUGGGAUA